Macroventuria anomochaeta is the source of this 2372-nucleotide messenger RNA. RefSeq lists its product as uncharacterized. Bases 229 to 2352 code for a protein of 707 amino acids. The record is from RefSeq and is a predicted model, not a curated record. The transcript is spliced from 2 exons. NCBI's taxonomy places the organism in Eukaryota, Fungi, Ascomycota, Dothideomycetes, Pleosporales, Didymellaceae.
CUGCGGAACAAUUUUCGAGGUGCAGGACCGUUGGAGGUGGCGCGGAUGCAUUGCCAGGAAAGGCUGAGAUUGAUGGUGGCGCGGUGAGCUUUGCGUGCGCGCCGACGUGAACGCGCCAGGGACGCCGAAGCAGCCGGCCUGCACAUGUCAGCCAGUCCAAACUAUCGGCAUCAAACACUGAAGGGACAUCACUAGGGCUCUUCAGAAUAGCUUCAACUCCGUAGCAAGAUGCCACCUCUCGCAGGUUUCUCCAACAAUGCUUUUCAUACCCGGCAAGACUUCAGGAUUGGUGCCAUAUCAUUGCUUCGUGCCCUCAAGCCUCACCAGUCCACUGGUGGAGCACGCAUAAGGCUACCUUUGGCGACUGGAACUCAUUUUGACGAUGUCGCUGCGCAGCUCGAGGGAUUUGCCCGUGCGUUAUGGGCUGUGGGAACUCUUCUGCAUUCCAAAACUGUCACGCAAGAUGAGCAUGAUGAGCUGAUCCGCCCGUAUAUCGACGGACUGGCGAAUGGCUCAGAUCCAGGACACACUGAGUAUUGGGGUCCUGUGGUACUCAGGGACCAGCGCAUGGUGGAGAUGGAGAUCAUCUCUUACGCAUUACUAGCAGCACCGGAUGACAUGUUCCACUCACAGAGCUCUAAAGCGAAGCAUAACAUUACAGAGUGGCUGAAGACGAUCAACGGCAAAGAUGUCCCGAUCACCAACUGGCUGUGGUUCCGCGUCAUGACGAAUCUUGCGCUGGUCAAAGUUUGCGGCGUUCCAUAUGAGGAGGUCGGCGAUGCUAUGAAAGAGGAUCUGGAUCAAAUGGAACAGUUCUAUCUCGGUCAAGGAUGGGCUGCAGAUGGCAUGUGGAGUGACAAGGGCCGACAGGCAGAUUACUACUCCGGGAGCUUUGCGAUACAGUUUUCACAACUCAUCUACGUCAAGAUGGCGCAAGAUCUUGAUCCUGAGCGCUGUGCGAGGUUUCAAGGCCGUGCCAAGGUGUUUGCUUCGUCUUUCUGGCGGUAUUUUGAUUCAAAUGGCGCUGCAAUUCCAUUCGGUCGAAGCCUGACUUACAGAUUCGCAUUUGCUGGCUUUUGGUCAGCUGCAGCCUUUGCAGAAGUUGAUCUACCCUCGCCCCUGAAUGACUGGGGAGUAGUCAAAGGUCUACUCCUCCGUCACUUCCGGUGGUGGAGCAAUAAGCACGACAUAUUCAAUGUUGACGGAUGUUUGAACGUUGGCUUCGCAUACCAGAAUUUUUACAUGUGCGAAGACUACAAUUCUCCACAAUCAGUCUACUGGGCUUUGAAGUCCUUCCUGGCGCUAGGUCUAUCGGACAGUCAUCCGUUCUGGACGGCAGAGGAGAAGCCUUUACCUAGCGACAAUGCCUUGACCGUCUCUGUGGACCCACCAAUGCACAUAGUAUGCAACACUGGGAACCAUCACUACCUCCUGUCGUCCGGUCAGUUCUGUCCUUGGCCUCUUAAAGCUACAGAAGCCAAGUACGGCAAAUUUGCCUACUCCUCACACUUCGGUUUCAGCGUGCCUACCGGACCCCUGAUCCAGCAAAUGGCGCCAGACAGCACCAUAGCACUCAGUAAAGACGGAGGCGACACCUGGCGUGUGCCAUGGAAAGUGAAGACCAACGAACAGCGCGUUGAAGCGUCGCUGGAGAGAGGCGAUGAGAUUCUAGAAACGAUACUAACUUCCCAAAGUCUCUGGAGACCCUGGAGAGACGCCGAUGUUGAUGUCAGAACGGUCUUGAUUGCUCCUUGCUCCCGGUGGCCAGACUGGCAUGUGCGCUUCACCAGCAUCGGGAACCUGGGUGCGGCUCCUGUUGUUCUGAAUAACACCCAGGGAGCCUUUGCCAUCCAAGGCCGAGGGUCUACGAGAGGCGAAGUCCUCCCGGCUUUUGCAGAUAACGUCAUCACCAAAGCCAACACUGGUUUGUCAUUUGCGGAAGGCACUCUAGAGUCACAACAUGGGGCGUUGGUCUGUUCGGAUGCUGGAGCAAGCGGCAUCAGAUCAAUUACUCUGCGAAAUGCAGCAGGGAAUCAACACUUGCCCAGUGACAUCACUUCCACUGGGCAAGUGCUAAAGCCAGAUGCAAACACCAACCUCAUGUGGCAAAGGACCCUGAUCCCGACCAUCACAUCCGAGACUCGGACGAUCAAGCAGGGAGAUGCUGUGUACUUCAUAUCUGCUGUGUUUGUGGCGGCUAGGUCUUCGGAUAAGAUCGAACAGUACGAGUCACUCGAUUUACAGAAGCUGUGGGAUGAUGUGCCGGUCAUUCGAGUCGGCGACCUGGUUAGUAAGGCUUCAGGGAAGGAUCAGGCGUACAUAGAUGUUCGAGUGUUGCCGCCGCUGACCUAAAGAGCCUGUACAUCAAAUAC